AGUGAGACGUUUUUCCUGGCAAAUAGUUCGUAGAGUUCAAGUCUGGGGACCUGUAUGGCUUGGGGGGCUUGUAAGUCCAGGUUUGAGGAGUAAGUGGACAUGUCGAGCCGAGCGCUCCGAAGGCUGAAGGGGAAGCAGCGUGGUCAGGAGCCACUACAGUUGCAGGACCUGGAAUUGGAUAACGAGGAAGAAGAAGAAGAAGAAGAAGAAGAUGAUGAUGAUGAUGAAGGUUCUGGAGUGCAGUUGGAUGCUGGGUUUAAAGGACCUAGCGAAAAAUGUGGCAGGAAGAAAGAAAAAAUGGGCAAUACGCAAAAAAUCAACAACCUUUUUGAACUGAUACAAGACAUAGACAAUGAAAUAGAAAAUAACUGCGAAAAUAUUGCCAAAGAAGAAAGAAAUGGUGUUAAUUCAGUCUUUCAAGAUGACCAACAGAAAGAUGCUGAUGGAGAAACUGAGACAACCUUGGAAGCAAGGCAUGGUAAUCAGGCAAAGCAAAAUACUAAAUCUAACAAGAAGAAAAGGAAAAAAAACAAGAAACCUGUAACAUCUGAAAUUAAGGAAGAAGAGAGUGCUAUUAAGACUGAAAACAUGUUGAAAAUCACUGAAGACAAAAAUAAGUCACUGUCUCAGAAAGAACGGCCAAACAACCAAGACAGCAGGCCGUUGUUAUAUGUUGAACACAGAAACUUGAAUCCAGAUACAGAAUUAAAAAGAUAUUUUGGAGCUCGAGCAGUUUUAGGUGAUCAAAGAUCUCGGCAAAGACAGCGUCAGUAUUACCGUAGCACCUGGAUAACAACUUUCAAAAAUACAUGGCCACGAUACAGUAAACCGGGGAUUUCUAUGAAGCUGCUUGAGACAAAAGAUGGAGUGCAUUACUUUACUUUUGAACAUAACAGGGAAUAUCAGCAAGCUCAGUUUAAAUUCCUAGAUGCUGUGGAAUCUAUGGAUCCUAAUAAUAUUGUGGUUCUGUUGCAAACAAAUCCUUACCACAUUGAUUCCUUGAUUCAGCUGUCAGAUGUUUGCCGCGUCCAGGAAGAUCAAGAAAUGGCUAAAGAUUUAAUUGAAAGAGCUUUGUACAGUUUUGAAUGUGCAUUCCACCCAGUUUUCAGUCUGACUUCAGGAGUGUGCCGACUAGACUAUCUUCGCCCAGAAAACAGGGCCUUUUAUUUAACCCUUUACAAGCAUAUGAUGUUUUUGGAAAGAAGGGGAUGUCCAAGAACAGCACUUGAAUUUUGUAAGCUAAUUUUAAGUCUUGAUCCCAGCAAUGACCCACUGUGCAUGCUCCUGAUCAUUGACUUCCUGUCAUUGCGCUCGAGGGAGUAUUUGUUUCUAACUCGGAUCUAUGAAGAGUGGGAGAUUCAUCGAAACCUUUCACAACUUCCAAAUUUUGCGUUUUCUGUUGCACUGUGUUACUACUUGCUUAGUCAACAAGAUAAUCUAUCAACAGAAGAAAUUACACAAUUACAAGCAAAAUCAGAUUCAAUGCUGCAGACUGCAUUAGUUAUGUUCCCAAGUGUUCUGAUGCCUCUUCUGGAUUUAUGUUCUAUACAACCUGAUGCAGCAGUUUCUUCUCAUGAGUUCUUUGGAAACAAAGCUCAGAUUGGCCAGCCUCCAGCUCUAAAUGAGCUGGUCUCUCUCUAUGUUGGGCGCUGCCAUUUUAUGUGGAAGAAUGCUACUGUUAUGGUGUGGCUUGAGAAGAAUGUCAAGGAUGUCUUAUCUCGUGUGGAUCUUGGUGACCCUGUAGUUGAAGAUGCAGAAAUAAAGAGGAAGAUGAGAUAUCAAAGUGCUCCACGCAGCAUACAUCGACAUGUAGUUUUGUCAGAGAUAAAAGAGGCCAUGGCUGCUCUGCCUGUGGAGGUGACAACUCAGGCCAUGAUGGGAUUUGAUCCUUUACCCCCCUUAAAUUCAAUAACAUCUUAUAGUCGACCUGAAAGAUCCAGUAGAUCAUCAUCUGGUGAACGAACUUUGUCGCUUUUUUUCCGAUCUCUACUUCCAAACUUUAACCUGCAGGGAGGUGCUCGACAGGAAGAAGGCUUAGAAGUUGCCCGUGCUGGACGGGAGCUAAAUCAGGAAGUGAACCGGCUGAUGAUGGCCAUGAGGGAGAUGUUGGCGAAUAUACAAUUUCAGGAGCCACCUCGUGAAGACAACCCAGAGCGGGAUGAAGAGGAGUGGGACUAAGAGAUAAUCGUUUGAACCACUGUGCUAGUAUUCAGAAAGAGUGGAAUAACUGAGAGCAUGAAUUUACAUCCGCUUUAAAUUUCUUAUAUUUUACAGCACACCUGUACUGAUUACUGUGUUAUGUUUGUCUAUUUAAUGAUCAAUUGAAAUAAACAGAGGAUUUAACUCUUGUAUCAAUAUGCAUUGACACCUUUGAUCAAGAUGUGGCUUAAAACAAAUACAAUAUAAAAUGAACUAUUUUUUUCAUUUCUGUUAUCUUUCUUGACUGAUAUAUUAAUGACGAAAGAAAAGGGAAGACUGAAGAUACUAUAUAAUAAUGUUUUAGUGAAUUAAAUCUUUUUAACCUGUUAAGAAAAGCAAAUCAUUUAACCAGAAAUAUAUAAAAAUGUUUAUUUGAAAAGCUAAAGGAUCUAGCUUAAUUUUUGAAGGAUAUAGUGUUGCUCAAAAUACUAUUUUCACGUUAACAAUUUGCCUUUAAUGAUUUUACUCAUUCCAAUACAGAUGUACAGAGAGUUGGAGACUAUCCUAGCAGCAAAAAACAACACUAAUAACUCUUGUCAUGAUGUACGAGCUGUAAUUUGCUAUCCUGCUUGGUAAAGGGGACGUUGGCCAGAAGAUAAAACUAGAAGAUCAUGAAAGCGUUUCAUA
Polypterus senegalus (gray bichir) is the source of this 2826-nucleotide messenger RNA. RefSeq names its product transcription factor 25 (basic helix-loop-helix) (gene tcf25). Gene Ontology annotation, cellular component: RQC complex. The record is from RefSeq and is a predicted model, not a curated record. NCBI's taxonomy places the organism in Eukaryota, Metazoa, Chordata, Cladistia, Polypteriformes, Polypteridae. Gene Ontology annotation, molecular function: protein binding. The coding region runs from base 100 to 2178 and encodes 692 amino acids. The transcript has 18 exons.